UAUUAUGUCAAGUUCCGGGCCUUCACUGCGGAGAACAUGUACACUGACACGGCUUACUCUUCUCCCAUAUCUACAUUGGGUAACUACGUCGGCAUCAUAGCAGGCGCAGUUGUCGGCAGCCUGCUUGUCAUCCUGCUGCUAGUGCUCGUCGUCGUACAGCGGCGGCGCCUACAGUGCUGCCGCAAGACCAGCGCGAACGACAAAAAUGCAUCCGGUUCAUUCGUGACGCACGUGGCGUCGCAGGGAAUGGCGAAUUCGCCGCUAUACGCGUGCAGUCGAUCGGUGAAGCUGUCGGAGUUUGUGCAGCACGUCAAGAUAAUGGGAGCCGAUUCAGACUUCCGCUUCUCUGAGGAGUACGAAGCGUUGAAGAUGGUCGGCCGGGAGCAGCCGUCGACGGCCGCUGACCUUCCCGUGAACCGCGGCAAGAACAGGUUCACCAACAUUCUUCCAUAUGAUCAUUCGCGCGUGAAACUAAUACCGGUCGAUGAUGAGGAUGGAUCCGACUACAUCAAUGCCAACUACAUGCCGGGAUUCAAUUCUCCUAGAGAGUACAUUGUGACUCAAGGCCCGCUGCCGAGCACACGGGACGACUUCUGGCGAAUGGUGUGGGAGCAGAACACUCGUUCUAUUGUCAUGCUCACGAGAUGCAUCGAAAAGGGCAGAGAGAAAUGUGACCACUACUGGCCUAUAGACAGCGAGCAAACGUACUAUGGCGAAAUCCAAGUGGCAGUGCUAAAUGAGUCUAAAUAUCCGUAUUGGACUAUUUCGGAAUUCAAAGUAACGCUGGAUAUGGAAUCUAGAGUCGUCCGGCACUUUCAUUUCACCGCCUGGCCGGAUUUCGGUGUACCUGAACAUACUCAAACUCUAAUCAAGUUUGUUAGAGCCAUGAGGGACAGAGCUCAGUACAGUCCACACCCAAUUAUAGCUCACUGCAGCGCGGGAGUUGGACGAUCGGGAACAUUUAUAGUUAUAGACAGAUUAAUACAGCUUAUCAAGCAGUCGGAUACAGUCGAUAUAUUUGGAAACGUCUACGAGAUGCGAAAGGAAAGAGUAUGGAUGGUACAGACUGAGCAACAGUACAUUUGUAUACACAAUAGCCUCAGGACAGUGCUGGAGGGCCGGGAAGAUGAUAUGCCAACCCAUGAAUAUGACGACUUGGGGCUUGAUAAUAAGGCCUACGACGAUGACGAAGGCAUUGUGGAGUCUGGCAUGUAACAAAAUCAAACUGCGGAUGAUAUCUGAAGAGUAACGCCAAAAAAGAGCACAAGAUCCACCAAUCGGCACGGCACGAUGACGACCUUCUAUCUACGUUCUCCCGUGACGCUCAUCUCACAAAAUGUAUGACGUAGGUAAUGAUGCAGAUCACGUGUGGUGUCACGUGCAUUACUAACCCUUACCGCAGCAUCACAAGUAUUGUUAAUUUAGUUGGUGACACCAAGGAUAGUGCUGAUUAAUGCGCUGUCACAUGAAAAGAGUUGGUAAUCGGCGUUUCGUAUCACGUUUGUUGUGAAAACCCAAUCAUGAAGUGCUGUAGUGCUUUUCACUCUGACCUGUUCCACAAACAUUCGUGGCUUUUGUCGAGUUAGGUACGGCACUAAGCAAAAUCUGGAUUGCUUACUGAAGUGAUACGUUCUGUCACCUGGUGUGAACAAGAGUAAUUAUAUGCUGCUUGAGAAAAGAAUCUCACAAGACUAUUAUGCAAAGUUGAUCAAGCCCCUGUGGAAAGGUCUCUAGCAAUACGUAUUUCUCAUCUACCAUUUUUCAUCAUGACAUUGUGUUAUCCAGACACAAAACUGCAUUCAGGCUCUUUACAUAUUGCAUCGAAAUACAUUACUCACUAUGAAAUUAUAUAGUGAAAUUGUCGCGAUUAAAAACAAAUAAUCGAACAUGUCUUUCUGAAACACCGAUGAUUCAUUGAUCAAUCAGAAGGAACAACCAUUGUGACAAAGACGCAUACUCUCAAUAUGUCUUUUCAGCUAACAGCUGAAAUGUCUGAUGGGUUGUGAAUAUACAAAAGCGUCUAAAAAGUUUAAAAAAAUCAUUUAUAUAUUAUAACAUUCUAUUAUUUAAUCCAAUUAACUCAUUAUGCAUCUCAUUAGGAUUAUAUGACAUUUACGUGAAUAUUUCUGCUGUUUGCUCUGCUAUACAGUGCGAACAUCUAGCUAUUCAGGCGAGCCCAUAUACUUAUACUACACAGGCUCCCCCCUUAUAUUAUGCCUAUGUAUAUUUCGAAGCCUUUGGCAUUGUAAAGAAUUGUUACGGGGGAAAUUUCUGAUAUUAACUGUACUAUAUUUUUCUGUAUAUGAGGAAAUGUAGUGCCUUUUAUUUGUACCCAUGAUGGCAGGACCGCCAUUAGCCUUAUUAGAGUCUUAUAUCAAAUAGCAUGCAUGUGUUGAAAUAAGGUUGUGUGCUACAUGUAUUGGCUUGUUGUGUAAGAACACCUGAACCCAAUAAUGUGUUUAUACUUCUAUAUGUUUUAUAUGUUUUCCUCUAUAUAUGUCUCACCUCUUCCAUAUGUUCUAUUUUAUUGAAUUUGUUUAUUGAUUUACAUCUACGUACGUGCUCUAUUUUAACUGCCACUCUGUGCUUCUUGGUGGCAGUAAUGUUUUUAAUGUCGUAUGAGAUGUAAAAGACUCCAUACUCAUUUUCUCAACUCAUUUUCUCAAGUUAUUACGUGGUAAGAAAGAUGUUUCAUCAAGGAAUGGAAUCUUAACCGUGUGCAUAUUAUAAAUAUAUAUAUAUUAUAUAUUAUAUAUAUAUAUAUAUAUAAUAUCGCAAGCACGGAUUAUAAAUGUUCUGUUGGAAUGGAGGAAAAUCUGCUCUGUCUGCAAGAUUAUGCCACAUAUGCUUAGAAUUCACUUGUUUAAAGCACCAUAUUUUUUUCCAACACAGUAAUCUCCUAAUAAUGUAAUUUGGUUACCCAACUGGUGGUCUCACAACCGUUCUAUUUGUUGCAGAUUUCACUAUAUAUAUAUGUAUAUAUGUUAUAUAAAUUAGUAUGGAAAAUAU
Priapulus caudatus is the source of this 3009-nucleotide messenger RNA. RefSeq names its product tyrosine-protein phosphatase 10D-like. The coding region runs from base 37 to 1215 and encodes 392 amino acids. Gene Ontology annotation, biological process: protein dephosphorylation. Gene Ontology annotation, molecular function: protein tyrosine phosphatase activity. The transcript is spliced from 10 exons. The record is from RefSeq and is a predicted model, not a curated record. Lineage: Eukaryota; Metazoa; Priapulida; Priapulimorpha; Priapulimorphida; Priapulidae.